Molecule: messenger RNA, 2438 nt
Organism: Anarrhichthys ocellatus (wolf-eel)
Lineage: Eukaryota; Metazoa; Chordata; Actinopteri; Perciformes; Anarhichadidae
Product: rho GTPase-activating protein 19-like
Exons: 11
Coding region: 7-1407 (466 amino acids)
Biological process (GO): signal transduction; regulation of small GTPase mediated signal transduction
Cellular component (GO): cytoplasm
Molecular function (GO): GTPase activator activity
Source: RefSeq, a predicted model, not a curated record
ACGAAGAUGGCGGCUGCAGAUGAUACCCACAACAAUCACAAACUGAGCAGAAGGGGGACGACAUGCAGUGUGUUUAUCAGCCAGGAGAAGCCCAACACGAGCCAGCCUGUGAUCUUCAACCCGGACUUCUUCGUGGAGAGGCUGAGACACGAGCAUCCACAGGCCUUCGCGGAUUUGGUACUAAGCAACAUCACUCGUCUCAUAGACCUUCCCGGGGACGAGUUUGCCCAGCUCACCGGAGAGUCCGAGGCGAAGGUGCCCACCACCGCUGGCUUCCUCCGCUCCUUCAACUUCCUGAAACGUAAAGACAAAGGAGUGGUUUUCGGUGCACCAUUAACCGAAGAAGGAAUUGCACAGAUCUAUCAGCUCAUUGAAUACCUGAGUAAAAACCUUCACGUGGAGGGGUUGUUCCGUGUGCCGGGCCACAGCCUCAGGCAGGCGGCCCUGAGAGAGAUGCUGAAUGCUGGGGCAGAGAUAGAUCUAGAGACGGGCGACUUCCACCCCAAUGAUGCGGCCACACUGCUCAAAGCUUACCUGGGAGAGCUGCCAGAGCCUCUGCUCACGCACAGACACUAUCAUGCCCACCUGAAGAUCGGAGAGCUGACUCGCUUUGAUGAUGGAGGGGAAAAGACGAGUGUGCCUGACAAGGAGCACCGGAUCGAAGCGUUUCAGCUGCUUUUCAUGCUGCUCCCAGCAGCCAACCGCAGCCUGUUGAAACUGCUGCUGGACCUGCUGUACCACACGGCUCGGAAUCAGCACAUCAACAAGAUGUCUGCUAUCAAUCUAGCUACAAUGUUUGCUCCACACAUCAUCUGGCCCAAAAAUGUGAUGGCAAGUGAUCUGCAGGCAAGCAUCGAGCAACUGAAUAAUGGCAUCGCGUUCCUCAUCAGGCACUCGCAGAAACUGUUCAAGGCACCUACAUACAUCAAAGAAUAUACCCGCGUGUACUUCACAGGAUCUAAAACUCUCCAAUCAAAGGAUGACUUGACACUCUGUUCUGGGACUCAAGAUGUACCUGUAACAGCUGCCUCCCCUUCUCCCUCCAUGAGAACAAGAGGUGAGGUCAGCAGCAGCUCCACCACCAGGUCCUUUGAGACCCAGAGUUACACUGAAUCUGCCCUCAGAGAGCUGUACCGGCAGGCCAACAACAUGCCGGAGUCUGCCAAAAAGAAGAAACUCAUCAGACAGUUUGAUAAGCAGCCUUUGCGGACGCCUUCGGCUGACACACGGACACCCUUCAGCAGGAAACAUUGGCGUUCACGCUCUUUGGGUGGAAUUAUCAAGAGGAAGGUGUUGGGAAGCCAAGUGUUAACGGAGAAAGAAAACGGCAGUCUGCAGAGUCCUCUACCCAGCGGCCGUUUGAUGGCCAGGCAAGAGAAAACACGAGCUGUGGAGGAGAUUCUCUAAAGGAAUGCGCUGUUCGCAACUAAGGAAACAUCAGGCUGACUGUUAUGUGCGGGGUGUAAAAUCCACAGUGUAAAGCAAGGCAGUAAAGUUUGUCUUAAAGGUUAUGAAGAAAGCAAGAAAACCACCCGAACGUUUUACUUAAGCUAGGGCAUACAAAAGGGGUUAAAUAGACCACAUGCACUAUUGUAAGUCAAUGUUAUUGACCAGUUUUCUUACCCAGUCUAUUGUUUCACAUUGUUCAGUGACAUGUGUUAACACCAGUGAAUUUGUGGCUAUUUAGCUUUACCGUUGACUGAAACAUGUAUUUAUUUCGUAUUGGUCAUCUGUGCGUUUCGAGUCCCGGAAUCGAGUGCAUCAGAUGUAUUGGAUUAAAUGUGAUGUGCAGGCUUUUCUAUUUAAAUGUUAAAUUUGUUUGUAAAUUAUUGUAGGUUUAGUUGAACUCACACAGUCGAUGCAGAGCGUUCAGGACUUUUAUUAGAAAAGUGGUAAAUUCUGAGAUGUUCCUUAAAGUGAAUAUAUCUUAAAUUACUUCAUAAUGUAAUUUGUAUUCAACAUUUUCUCUUUAAAUUCCAGAUAGCUUUAAGUGUGUGCUGAAAUUUCUCUACAGAAUAUAUUCAAAUGUUGGUAAACUAGGGCAGUGAAGACUAGUGGAGGUUGGGAGAUACCGAGUUAAAAGGACCAUCUUGUGUAGAUUAUAUGAAUUGUUUCUACUAGCGCAAACCUUCUCCGAUACUAAAGAAUACUGAUAUUUAAAAACUACUACUACUUUUUUUUAAUUCUAUUUUUAUCUUUUAUUUUCAAAGGUUACUGAAGAGAAAUGUGUUGUUUGCCUGUUGUGGUUGUUAACUCAGGUGCUUUCUGGGAGAGUUUAACCUGCUUGUUGUCUUCAAGCAGUUUCCAGAUCAGUCUCUCAUGUCGCCACGCUGUUACAAUUCAAGUAUAAUGUGAUGCUUUUUCCAACAUGUCACCUGAUGGCAUUGAUGCUACUGUGAAGCUGUGCAACUCACUGCAAUUAAAAGACAUCAAGCUCA